Agrilus planipennis (emerald ash borer) is the source of this 1146-nucleotide messenger RNA. RefSeq names its product NTF2-related export protein (gene Nxt1). Gene Ontology annotation, cellular component: nuclear pore central transport channel. The transcript is spliced from 4 exons. Lineage: Eukaryota; Metazoa; Arthropoda; Insecta; Coleoptera; Buprestidae. Gene Ontology annotation, biological process: protein import into nucleus. The coding region runs from base 159 to 581 and encodes 140 amino acids. The record is from RefSeq and is a predicted model, not a curated record.
AAUUUUAACCUCUAAAUCGAGAAUACAACAGGUAAUGUUGUAAUAGCGUGAUCUAUGAAUGUGAUUAGAUGAGUACAUUUGUUUACAUUUGUUAUUAAAUAUACUGAUUGUAAAAAGCACGGAUGUAAUUUUGUACUAACUUCUAGCUUACAAGAAACAUGGACUCGAGUUCAAAAUCAAAAAUUGAUCAGGCUUGUCGUACAGCAGAAGAAUUUACAAAAUUAUACUAUGAAAGUAUAGAUAAACGGCGUCAUUUGAUGUCUAAGUUGUAUUUGGACACCGGACUUUUAGUGUGGAAUGGCAAUGGUGUAGCAGGUAAUGAAAGAAUUCAGAAAUUUUUUAUGGAACUUCCUCCUACUGAUCACACUGUAAUUACAUUAGAUGCCCAAGUCAUACCCGAAUCUGCUGUAAGUGGGCAACUGACGUUUUUAAUUCAAGUUAGUGGAACUGUAAAGUAUCAAGAUAAACUACCCAAAAAUUUUCAACAAAAUUUCAUGAUAACAGCCCAAGGAGAUAAAUGGAAGAUUGUAACUGAUUGUAUAAGAUUACAAGAACCAUUGGGUGCGAAUGAAAAAAGUUGACAGGAUGAUAUGUAAUUGCGUCUUAGUUUAUCUUAUUUUAAGGUAAAUUUCACUGUGGGUGAAAUGAAAUCAUGUAGAAUAAGCAUAAAUUGCAUACACAAGCUUUUAUAAAUUAUAGUAUUUAGACAGACUUCCAGAAUUUAAACAUUUAAAGUUAGUCUUUAAAAAUUUAAUAGAUUCGUUAAAACUAUUAUUUGAAAGUUAUUUUCAUUAUACUCGUCAGUUUAAAAGAAUUUAUUUUUCAUUAUUCAAUUAAAAUUUGAGAGUUAGUCUUAAGAAAUUGAACAUAUUUGUAUUCAAAACACAAUAGUAGAGUUGCACUUGUUUGUACAUCAUACAACUACAGAACUAAUGAUGCUCUUUCAUACAUUAGAAGCUUGAUUGUUUUAUCCAUUUGGGGUUAUUAUAUUGCCCAUGGUGCUACCAGUUGUCUAGAAAUUAUCAUAAGCCUAAGCUUUGAAGUUUGUGUUUUUAAGUUAUUGCCAUCGUUUCUACCUAGCUAUAAUUCACUCGUAAAUAUAGAUUCAAUUUUUUAAGAUUAAUAAUUAUUAUCUGUACGUAAAAC